This is a messenger RNA of Hypoxylon fragiforme, 1468 nucleotides long. RefSeq names its product ferredoxin reductase-like protein. Gene Ontology annotation, biological process: ergosterol biosynthetic process. The record is from RefSeq and is a predicted model, not a curated record. Bases 167 to 1165 code for a protein of 332 amino acids. NCBI's taxonomy places the organism in Eukaryota, Fungi, Ascomycota, Sordariomycetes, Xylariales, Hypoxylaceae. Gene Ontology annotation, molecular function: cytochrome-b5 reductase activity, acting on NAD(P)H. The transcript has 3 exons.
CACAACCAAAAAGCCCGCUAUCCAAAUAACUAACCUACAUAGGUCUUGAAGUUUUGCAUCUUUUACUAAAUUGGCCUAAGACGACAAACCUCGUUCCCCUUCCCCUUUCUCCCCCUCUCAUUUUUAUUUUAUUUUUCUAGACAUAGACCCUCUAGAUUGCACAAGAAUGUUUUCCAGAUCAGCGUUCCGCGCGGCCCAGCCGUUGAAGCGAAACCUUCUUUCGCGUGCUUACGCCACCGAGCCUGCUAAAAGCGGCUCGUCCAAUACCAUCCUCUAUGCCGUCGGAGCUGUCGGAGCUGCGGGUGCAGGCUACUACUACUUCACAUCGACAAGUAGUGCCGGUGCGGCUGCGGCCAAGGCAAAGGAAGCUGUGAGCGGACCGCCCAAGCCAGCGUUUACUGGCGGCGACCAGGGUUUCAUCUCGCUAUUACUUAAGGAUGUCCAACCUGUUAACCACAACACCAAGAAGCUCAUCUUCGCGCUGCCUGAGGAGGACAUGGUGUCAGGCAUGGCUGUCACCAGCGCGCUGCUUACCAAGUAUCAAUAUGAAGGCCAGAAACCAGUGGUUCGACCUUACACGCCCGUUAGCGACGAAGAUACCAAGGGCACUAUGGAACUUCUGAUCAAGAAGUACCCUAAUGGUCCCAUGUCGACACAUCUACACGACAUGGUGCCUGGCCAGCGACUAGACAUCAAGGGGCCACUUCCCAAGUACCCGUGGUCACCCAACAAGCACGAACACAUCGCACUGAUCGCAGGUGGCACAGGUAUCACGCCCAUGUACCAGUUAUGCCGUGCUAUCUUCAAGAACCCAGAGGACAAGACCAAGGUGACCCUUGUGUUUGGCAACGUAUCCGAGGAGGACAUUUUGUUGAAGCAACAAUUCGCCGAGCUCGAGAACACGUACCCCAACCGUUUCCGCGCCUUCUACGUCCUCGACAACCCACCCAAGGAAUGGACUGGCAACAAGGGCUUCAUUACCAAGGAACUCCUAAAGACUGUUCUCCCCGAACCCAAGAGUGAGAAUGUCAAGGUAUUCGUCUGCGGCCCCCCUGGCCUCUACAAGGCCAUCUCCGGGAACAAAGUCAGUCCCAGCGAUCAGGGCGAGCUGUCGGGUAUCCUGAAGGAGCUGGGCUACUCCAAGGACCAAGUUUACAAGUUUUAAGUUGUGAGCGAGCGAGCGAAUGCAUAUGUGCUUGAGCAUCCUGAUACCUACACAUAAAUAGACUUGACUGUUGAUUCUAGGAGGUGACGGCUUAGUGCCGCAUUCAUUCCCUCCUCAUCGCUUCAUGUGAUGAAUUGGGUUGGUAUGGUAUGAAAGGGACUAUGCUGCGGAAUGGAAAGGAUACGCGCUUGCUGUGUUCUCUAGACAUGACUUUUCUUUUGCCUAUACCUUGUAGCUUAGUUCUAUAUGCGGCCUACCUAAGGGGUAGGUUCGGUCACGUAAAUAAUUGAUUCUUCUAACCUA